AUGAGCAAACCCUCAUCCGAUCUACGUGAUAAACUCACCUCCGCCCUCGCUUCCCGCGAGGCUCGUUGGAUCAGGCGGCGACUCCCUGAUCCAAACACAUCUUCAUCAACAUCCCCUCUGAUCGAUUUUAACUCAAACGACUACCUGUCCCUAUCCAAUUCGUCCACCUUGCGCACCCGCUUCCUUGAGAAACUCUCUGCAGCUCCAGACGUCUUAGGUUCAGGUGGAUCAAGGCUCUUGGUCAAUGGUCUUGCCCACAGCGCAUUCGAAGCUCGGCUGACAGAAUUUUUUGGCGUCGAAGCCGCAUUGCUGUUCAACUCGGGCUUCGAUGCCAAUGUGGGAUUUUUUUCGUGUGUCCCCCAACCGGGGGAUGUGCUCGUGUACGACGAGUACAUUCACGCGUCGGUACACGAUGGGAUGCAUGCAUCGCGCGUUGAACGGGAUUCUCAAGUUGCGUUCAGGCAUAACUCUAUCGAAGAUCUGAGGAUGGUGUUGGAGGGACUACUGGGAGGCUGUGAGAAGUUGACAACAGGAAAGGCGAGUCUUUUUAUAGCCGUGGAGAGUCUUUAUAGCAUGGAUGGAACCUUUGCACCUCUUCAAGAGAUCGUGGAUUUGCUGGAAGAGCUGUUUCCAAAGGGCAAUGGGUACCUUGUUGUGGACGAGGCCCAUUCCACAGGUAUUUAUGGACCCCAAGGCCGAGGUCGCGUUGCGUUGUUGGGACUGGAAGAAAAAGUCCUCGCGAGGCUUCACACUUUUGGCAAAGCUUUGGCUGCCACCGGGGCCGUUAUUCUGACCAACGCAUUGAUUCGUGACUAUCUGCUCAAUUAUGCCAGGUCUCUAAUCUACACGACCUCUCUAAGUUACGCAAACAUCAUCGCGGCGGACAGCUCCUUUGACAUGCUAACGAACGGUAUUGCUCAACAUCUAUCAGCAAGGCUCCUCUCACUCUCUACAUACUUUUCUAGAACCCUUCGCCCACGGUUGAUAGAAAGUAGGAUACCUCCGGACCUUCUUUCCCUCCCAAGCCACCUGACCCCCGACGCGGAGCCAUCCCCAAUCAUACCCAUAAUGACAGUCCACCCUCGGCCUCUAUCUGCAUACCUGCUUGCCCUUGGGAUGAAUGCCCGCCCCAUAACGUGGCCGACUGUACCCAAGGGCAAAGAUCGAAUAAGAGUUUGCUUACAUGCAGGCAAUACCACGUCGGAUGUAGACCGGCUGGUUGCUGGGAUGGUCAGGUGGGCAGAGGAGAUCUUGGUUGCGAGAAAAAAAAGAGAAGAUAGGAAUGUUGACUUGGUUGUAAGCAAGCUGUAG
Messenger RNA from Laccaria bicolor S238N-H82, 1311 nucleotides. RefSeq lists its product as uncharacterized. Gene Ontology annotation, biological process: biosynthetic process. Lineage: Eukaryota; Fungi; Basidiomycota; Agaricomycetes; Agaricales; Hydnangiaceae. Gene Ontology annotation, molecular function: pyridoxal phosphate binding. The record is from RefSeq and is a predicted model, not a curated record. The transcript has 3 exons. The coding region runs from base 1 to 1311 and encodes 436 amino acids.